AGCAAACACUGUGGUCGUUCACGCUCAGCACAACAGUUACAGUUGCGUUUCUGCUGCUUGAAAAUUCUGCUAUCCUUUUUACGCUGAAACCAAAAAUUCAUGGGUGCGUCUGUGCUGCUUGUGCUGCAUGUGUAUUGAACGAGAGCGAAGGAGAGCUCUACCACUAAUCGCCCCCGCCGGUUUCGCACUCACUUUUCCGCCGUGGCUACAAAUUGUCGAACCGAAGUUGACUCAGACUCAAUCAGGACAUCGCGAUCGCAAACUGCUUCCGCUACAACAAAGCCAUGUUGUCAGCUGCGAUGCACGAGAACAUCCCACACCGCAAAUGCAGUGCUUGUUGGAGGUUCUUUCCGAGAAGUCGCACGUGCUCACUUUUACUGUUACUUCUCAACUUCUACACUGCCCUUCACUUUCAACGGUGCCAGGCCACGCACAUCAACGAAACUGUGGUGACCUCUGCGCUGCCGCGCCGGCCCCUGCGCGUCGCCAUGAUCCCGUUCACCUGGAUGCCCUGGGCCAAGUACGACGCCGAAAAAGGCGUUUACACGGAGGGUUUUCUACCGGACUUUUGGCGGGCACUGUCCUCCCUGCCCUGCGACAUCCGGCCGAAGGGGGUCCCCUGCUUCGACAUUCAAUUCGUCACCAUUCCCAACACCCCCGAGUAUUUCGCCGACCCCAGUGCGUUCACGCGGCAGAUGGUGCUCAGCAACCAGGUGGACGUCGGGUUUGACUCGAAUGACCACUUUUACGCAGACCAGCUGGCGUACACGCAACCCAUGGUGCUCAACUGGACUGUGGGGAUUCUGAAGAAAAAGAAAGUUUCCGUCGGGCUCUGGCAGAUUUUCGCGCCCUUCACCACGGAGCUCUGGGUCGCGCUCCUCUUGUCCAUUUUGUUCGGAGCUUUCGUACUGCAACUCCUCUCUUUGAUCUCCUCGAGUACGCAAGUGUCGGUGAAAAAUUUCGCCGAGUCUCUGUAUCACACGACGGCGGCACUGCUGGGUGGUGACGAGUACGAUUUAUACCAUGUGAGUCCUCUGGGUCGGCUGUACCGUACGGGUUUGCUGUUUCUGAUCCUCAUCACGUCCGCCACCUACACCGCGAAUCUGGCCGCGUUUCUGACGAAACCCGCGAUAAGCGUCCAGGGCCCGAAAACUUUGACCGAUCUGAAGGACGCGACGGCCUGCGCCCGGCACCGCGCAAUCACGAAGCUCGGAGAUUUCGUCGGCGACUUGAAAUUUCCCCCCGUUGGCAUGGCCGUCACGGACACCGUUAAGUGGGCGCAAGACAUGCUGGAGUCCGGGCAGUGCGAUGUGAUUGUCGAAAAUGAUGCGAACGCGCGCACGGAAAUGCUGGAGAACUGCGAAAGGUUCCAUGUCGAGGAGAAUCUGCAAUUUUUGCCGUCCUACACCUACAACAUCGUGCGAAAGGAGGACACGCAGCUGGCCACCUGGAUCUCCGAAGCGACGAUAGUGUUGAUGGGAGUAUUUCUAUUUAUGCUUAGCUUCUUUUGAAUUUUCGGAGGAUACACAUAGAAGUGUAGGGUGAUGGAGCACUCUUGAGUGUAAGUAGUGUCGUGUGAAGAUUGAUAUCAUGAAUUUGUUUUGUAUUGUUCAGCAUCGAUCUGGGAAAAAUCGCAUAUUAAUGUCUUCAAAACUAUCCCAAACAACACUCUCCUUGCAGCACCCGCUGUAUGCGCAGAUUCUGCAGUCGAACAUGAAACUUGGCCGCACUUGCGACGACCAGAUGGAAGUUGACGACACAACACCGAUCAACGUAGAGCAGAUGGGCGGCAUGUUCGUGAUUUUCGGCGCCACCGGUGUGGUCGCGGUUUUGGUGACCAUAGCAGACCGGUGCCAUCGGAGAAAACCUCGCAAGCCCGAAGAUUUCGAAGAAGACGUGCGUACCAGCUUGGAAAAGUUGGAGGAAAGCAUGGCGGCAUUGCAGGAAAGAGUUGCGAAAAUUGGUUCGGCCGGAGCUGCUGUGAGGACACUACCAUCUGCUGACGGUGACGCUAGUGCGGCCAUUGCGAUGCAGGACCAGGAUCAAGAUGAGGAUAACUACGGGCGAUCUAGCUCGAAGAACGUCGUUUAUCCCCCCGGAGGCCCCCUCGCUGUCGGGCAAUUACAGCCUUCACGAAGUCCUACAACAACGACCGGUGCAGGUUCCGCAUCGGCUUCGCAGGUUGCGCCGCCGCCAUUUGGGGCGAUGGCACUCGCACCUCCGCGAGGCUAUGUUGGGGUAGAUGACGGCGAGGUCUUAGACCCCGAUCAGCAUUUGGACGUCGAGGUGCUUCCGACUUCUGCAAUGCCGAGGGAAACUCCAAAACGCGUUCGCGCAGAAAAAGAGUGGCUGAAUUGGUGAGCAGUGCUGAUGCUAUUCUGCAGGUUGCUCGACAACACAACAUUACCCGGCUCAUUUUUUACUUGCAAGGUUUUUGCGUACAAUUUGUUUCCGUUUCUCUAGGUUGUCUAGUUUCGCACCGAAUACUUUGCUCAAUGGGAAGUACUUACAUAGCAGCGCGUUGUCAGUGCAGCGAUAACGAUAGGAAAAAGUUACAUCGACGGGCAACAAGAACAACCAACCUGAU
Molecule: messenger RNA, 2587 nt
Organism: Amoebophrya sp. A120
Lineage: Eukaryota; Dinophyceae; Syndiniales; Amoebophryaceae
Source: the annotation of a GenBank genome assembly